UUUGUGUUUUUAAGAAAACUUCCAUUCCAGAGACUUGUUCGUGAAAUUGCCCAGGACUUCAAGACUGAUUUGCGUUUCCAGAGUCACGCUGUGUUGGCAUUGCAAGAAGCAGCUGAAGCCUACUUGGUUGGUUUGUUUGAGGACACUAACUUGUGUGCCAUCCACGCAAAGCGUGUCACUAUCAUGCCCAAGGAUAUUCAACUUGCUAGGAGGAUCAGAGGAGAAAGGGCUUGAUCAACCAGUGCUGAUGAUGGUGUCUGGGAGGAGGAUGUGUUUAGUAUAUGGUGUCAGUUUAUUAUACAUGAUUUUUCUUUUGGGUUGUGUUUUCUGGAAGUGCUAGUAGCGAGGAAGAAGAUCUUGAACCUAUAUGACUAUUAUGUUAGGUGUUAUUUUGCUGUGGUUCUACACCACUAGUAGAACUUGAAUGACUAUUAUGUUAGGUUUUAUUUUCCA
Messenger RNA from Papaver somniferum (opium poppy), 453 nucleotides. RefSeq names its product histone H3.3-like. Gene Ontology annotation, molecular function: DNA binding; structural constituent of chromatin; protein heterodimerization activity. The record is from RefSeq and is a predicted model, not a curated record. The transcript is spliced from 2 exons. Gene Ontology annotation, cellular component: nucleosome. The annotation marks the transcript as partial. Lineage: Eukaryota; Viridiplantae; Streptophyta; Magnoliopsida; Ranunculales; Papaveraceae.